Cydia pomonella (codling moth) is the source of this 4924-nucleotide messenger RNA. Its product is annotated as microtubule-associated protein 2. Gene Ontology annotation, molecular function: protein serine/threonine phosphatase inhibitor activity. The coding region runs from base 199 to 915 and encodes 238 amino acids. The record is from RefSeq and is a predicted model, not a curated record. The transcript has 4 exons. Lineage: Eukaryota; Metazoa; Arthropoda; Insecta; Lepidoptera; Tortricidae.
UUUUUAGCUUCUCGAGUAGAGUAUUUAGUUUUAUUUUGUGUUAUCAUUUGAUUUGAUUAUUAAAAUGUAUAUGUUUAUAGACGCAAUAGAGCUAUUAGAUGAAUUAUAAGUGCACUUACAGUGUUACAUAAACUAGCGCUCAGCGGUCCUGAUGCAUACAACUACAUAAUACGUCAGUGAAUAAAUGGUGGCUAGAUAAUGGAUGUGGAUGCGCCGAACAUAUUGAAGCGGUGCAGCAGCGCACCGUUGAUCAAUGAGGUGGCAUCGACGACGGCGACUUCGCCCACUACUACGACAACGCCUAGGAGUACGUCGAUCUUCAGCAGCUUCAGCAUGUUCUCCAACAACAACCUGAAUCUGCGCACGCGACGGCACAGCGGCAGUUUCAGCCCUUUAGCCACGCCACAUAGCCCUAAUAACUGUUGGGGCCCCCGCGCGCCGCGCGUCAACCAGCUGCGCCUGGAGGAGUGCGCCGACGUCAGCAACACGCGGGAGGUCGCCCACGAGAGGGAGGUCCACUCCGCCAUGCAACUUGGCCAGUCUUGUGAGGACCUCACGCUGCCGGGCUUGUCCAACUCACCGACUAGAGUUACUAGGUUACCUCAAGUGGUAUCCCCGUCGCCCACACGUAAGUACAUGACGCGGCGGAGUCUGUCCCCCAUCGCCAUCCGCGCGUCCAGCUUCAGCCCCGUCACGCUGCGCAAGCGUCGCGGCGACGAGCCCGACUCGCCCCUCCCCAAGCGCAUGUGCGACCGCCUCACCCCCUCCACGCCAGGCACACCGGGCACGCCCGGCACGCCCGGCACGCCAGGCACGCCAGGCACGCCGGACUCGGACUCGCUGGAGUGCACGUUCCGGCCGGUGUCGCCGCGCGCCGCCAUGAGCGAGAACCACAAGAGUGAGAAUACUAGCUAAUAGAUUGUGGGGGCCCGGUGUACGGAAUGCGAGACUCGCCCGGUUUGUUUCCAGACGUUAAAAAGCUUAUUACAAAUAUAUCGGAAUGUUUACGUUAAACGAACGUACCCUGUUUCGUGAAAAGCAAAUAGUCGUUUAUAGAACUUUAAAUGACGGCAUGCGACGAGUUGAUUUCUAGUAUUUUAAAGCAAAUCAUAUUCUAUUGCUAGCGUAAUGGAGACAUGCUGGGUUUUAUGCAUUAUACUCAAUGCAAUUACGAACCGACGAUAAAACACACCAAAACAUGUCUGAUUUGAGAUAUACGUCGAUUUUGAAAUAUCACUUUUAAAUACAAUUAAAAUAUUGGUACUUGCAUGAAUAUUUGCAUAAGUUCGUCGUCAAAUUUCGUAAAUUCGGGCGGUGGUAGUGUAAAGUGUAAUAUUGUAUAGGGUUCUACGCGUUAUCCAAUGUUUGUAGGCUAGGACGGCGUAUUCUAAGGAGACCACGCCAUUGUGUGGGCAUUACAUAGACAAAUAGAUAUCUUUAGUUUUCAGUUUGACUUGAUUUACUCUUUCUACGUAGUUUUAGUACGGGCUGUUCAAAAACUGUACGCAAGUUUACUACGCACUUCAACAUUUUCAACUAAAAAUCACAUUUUCGGUUGUCUAUGUAAGGUUGAUUUCAAAUUGAAGCUUUAUAGAAAUAGCAUCUUAUUGACAACGACCAAUAAGUGUCCUUUUGGUUGAAACCGGCAUAUUUCAGACCCAUUUCCACAAUACGAGUUUCUUGUACUAUUUGGGGAAAAAUUACGUUAUUGUAGUCGUCGUCAGAUUUAUCGGAGCGGCCAAUGUGCUCACAAAUAUCUGAACACGCCUCUAUUGUCAAGGCGUUAAGAGUGCGUGUUCAGAUAUUUUUGAGGACCUAGGCUGCUACGAUAUAAUGUCCAAAAAUACUCGUGAUUUUCUGUGAAACUUAUGUAGAAUGGAAAGUCAUAGAUUUACUAAGAAAUGUUUUGUUUUUAUUUGUUUUACUAUAAAUUGUUUUUUCUUGUUUGUCUAAAUGUAUAAGCCCCCACGAUAGCGUAGUCUCCCAAUAAUUAUCUAGCUAAUGUAAACGUAGCUUUUAGGACAAACGGGAGCCCUAAAUAGCCAAAGCAUCCAAAACUUUACUGUACAUAGGUAGUCGCGUUGCUAUAUUGAACGCUCUGUAUAUAAUUUAUUGUAAGUUUUAGCUGUUAUGUUCAAGUAUUUCGAAGUGUAGGUUGAUUCGAAUAGUUUUUGUUUAUUUCCAUACAGGGAUCAGGAGAAUCAAAUUGAAUGUCGGUUUCAGCAGCAUCUAAGAUCUUAUCUUCAUAAUCUUUUUAAAUGGAGAAACUCCUGUAGUAUUUACAUAAGAAGUCACGAUAUAAACCAGAUUUAUGAGAAAUUUCUUUUAGGAGAUUUUCUUCAGGGAUAAAUACUUAUAACGUUUGCACACGGUGCAUGUAACAUGUGCAAGUUGAGGGUGUUUGCGUGGGUUAUAUGCAUCGUGUAAACAAUAAUAUAAAGAAUCAUGCGGUUUCAACGACUUCUGCAUGUCCCAGCACAUGUCUUGAGCAAAUAAACGGGCUAUAGUCUUUUUCAAACACGCAGGUAUGGAAAGUAGCGAGGAACAGAAACUCUUUAGGCAGAAUUAUCGCAAAAGUGUCCAGCUGUCAGCUAUAAAUAAUAGUUCCAAAUCUCUCCAGAGUAGCGCUAGAGUUAUGGAAGGUAGAGGCAAGGAACAAAAUCUCCAUGUAUAGUCAAGUGUAAAAAUAUGGGUGUACAUUGUUACUCAACAAUAUGUCCCAUAGCAUCUUAUUCCAGUGUAAUAAGAGCGUAGUACCAUAUUUAUGAGACGAUUCUUUCGAUACAUAUUUUUGCACUUGACUGUACCAAAAAGUGUCCGACAAAAAACCAUAAAUAGGUGGCGCUAAAAUACCUAGAAUACUUGAGAAAAAAAACUAAUCAUAGACAGCUCACUUCACUCCGUCAAUAGCGCCUAGGUUCUUAGCUACUCUAGCGCUACUCUGGAGAGAUUUGGAACUAUUAUGUAUAGCUGACAGCUGGACACUUUUGCAACAGUUCUACCAUAAGAGAUGUCACUCCUCUUAAUUCCACACUCCAUACGUUUAAAUACGGAAGGUGGAGGUAAGGAAUUAAAUCUCCAUGUACCAAAAAGCGUCAUCAAUAAACAUUAAAUAGGUGGCGCUACAAUACCUAGAAUACUUGAAAAGAAAAUCAAAUUAUUGAUAGCUAUAUAAUAACUGUUCUACCAUAAGAUAUUUCACUCCUUUUAAAUCUACACUCCAUACCGUUUAAACAAGACUAUACUUAGUACAAAUUAUUUGUGCAAGCGGCCACACAAUGUACAAUAUAUAACGUGCGCCGUGUGCAAGCCAGUGGCCAGUUACAGACAAUGUUCAAUAUAUAACGUGCGCCGUGUGCAAGCCAGUGGCCAGUUACAGACAAUGUACAAUAUAUAACGUGCGCCGUGUGCAAGCGCCAUCAGAGCAAUCUUACCCUUCGUUAAAUUUAAAAGUUUCUAGGACUUCUAGAUGUUUAGGCCUGCUGAAACGUCAUUGUUAGGUUUAAAUUCAAUUUCUCACCGGUAGGUUUAGUACCUUAGUUCAGUUCGUCUUGCGUUGUGUUUGUCACAUGAAACCAUAUCUAUAAUAAUUGUAUUAUAACCAUAGCGUAGAAAUAAUGAUGAAUAGCUAUUUUGCACUGUUGACUCGAUUCUCAGGCUACCUAGAAGAAUAAAUGAUUAUGUUGUGAUUAGUAAUUUUCAUACAGAAAAUUUCAUCUCAAAUAAUUAACCUAGAAGGCCGAAUGAUUGAACCGUGUUUUUUAAAUUAUUUUAUAAGACCAAAACUCCGCUUUCUUAUUUACUAAGAUAAGAAAAAUUGGGUAUACAGCGUGGAAAAAAUUUAUGGGCCCUGCAAUGGCAGCAUGGUUCCAUUUUUAUCGCUUGUCACUAUGCCCGUCACUUUCGUGCUUACAUACUUGUUAGAACGUGACAGGCAUGGUGACAAAUGAUAAAGAGCCGACCAUCUUAGCCCUGCUGGAGGGAAAGUACCGUUAAACCUUAAACUAGCUCAUUUUACGUAAAGGAAACAUUAUUUUAUUUUUAAUAAGAAAAAAAUAGCAUUCAGUUUUUUUUUACAAUUCGCUUGUCUAAAAAUAUUCUGUGUACAAAUUUUCGAUUUUAUGGAUAUUUUGUACGACAGACGAGUGUAAGACCUAAUGUUUCUUGGGGAUAUUUUAACAUUAACUCUAUCGAGUUGUGGAAUAAAACAGCGAAUUUCCAUUUUUUUUUUAAAUUUUUAGUCGGUUCAAAUCCCGGAAGAAACAAGCGAUUUUUUUUUAAUAGUGUUGUUUCUUUUUAAGAAUAUAAUAAUGUUUCCUUUAAGUAAACUGAGCUAACGUAAGGUUUUAAGGCACUUUCCCUCCAGGGCUCACUUUUUUCCACCCGGUAUCAAUAGAACCUUUUAUUGUUAUUGCGCUCGCGGUAUCCCGGGGGAUUUUCCCUAGGUGAUCUGCGCUGCGCUCCGCCGGUUUGCGCAGGCCUUCAGGGAAUAUUAUGGGGAAAUUUAAUGUUACAUGAAGCUUACCUAUCCCUACAAGAUCAUUUAUUCGUAACAGUUUUGAAUGAUUCACGGUUGGUUUCACUACACUUAAAUCGACCGGGAUAUAAACAGUGAUUACCUUUUAUAUUGUAACCACACAUACACCUCACGCAUACACACGCGCGCGCACACACAUACACACACACAUGUGGCUUCAAUUAGUUAUUUAGCUCCUUUCUAUUUAAUAAAAUUCAAAGUUCCUGUUACGUAAAAUGUAACUUAAUUAAUUUUUUAGUUAAAUUUUUGUUUCUUUUAACCAUUGUUUUGUUAUUGUUAAUUAGCAAACCAGUAAGGAAGAGCGGUGUAUCUUGACACAGGUAUCUUGUAUACUUAAAAAGAGACGCCAACCUGCAUAUUGUUAAGUUAUGAAGUUACUGAAUAAAU